AUGAAUACGCCCUUGGAUGAAUUGCAAUGGAAAUCCCCAGAAUGGAUUCAAGCAUUUGGACUGCGAACCGACAAUGUGCUCGACUAUUUCGCUGAAUCGCCCUUCUUCAACAAGACUUCUAAUAACCAAGUGAUCAAGAUGCAAAGACAGUUUUCACAGAUGGGCCCACCAUUGGCAACGGAUGGUUCUCAGGGUGGUACGAGACAAGAUCCAGCGUCACAGGGUGGUGGUAACAAUGCACAGGGUGGUGGAUCAGAAUUUGGACAUUUGGAACCUAUAAGAAGGGAAAUACUGGCUAAAUACCCUAUACAUGCAAUUUUGGAACGGGAAUUGAGCAAAAUGAAAGGGUUGGAGUACGUUGUUGCACAUAUUAGGGAACCUGAUUUCUGGAUAAUUAAAAAGCAAAAUCGUUUGGGCCCUUACCAGGUACAGGUAUUGCAGGAUUAUUACAUUAUCGGAGCUAACGUUUAUCAAUCGCCAUCAGUGUUUCGUAUUAUACAGAGCAGGCUCAUGUCAACCAGUUUCCACUUAUCGAGUACGUUGGAAAGGUUACACUCUUUGGCAGAAUUUAGUCCAUCUCAAGGUGUACAGUUUAAGAGGCCCCAAGAUGCUAUGGGACCAAAUACAAGUGCGCCUGCAACAGCUGCUACCACAGGUCCCCUAUCUGCGGUGGCAACCGCACCCACAGCACAAGCUACAGGUUCACAAUUGGACCAGGCGGCUCCUCAACAUUCUAUAACACCAGAAAUGAUGCAUAAAUUGAUGGUGAUAAGUGUCAAAUCUACACCAGAAUAUAUAUAG
Molecule: messenger RNA, 801 nt
Organism: Zygosaccharomyces rouxii
Lineage: Eukaryota; Fungi; Ascomycota; Saccharomycetes; Saccharomycetales; Saccharomycetaceae
Gene: MED6
Product: mediator complex subunit MED6
Exons: 1
Coding region: 1-801 (266 amino acids)
Biological process (GO): regulation of transcription by RNA polymerase II
Cellular component (GO): mediator complex; core mediator complex
Molecular function (GO): transcription coactivator activity
Source: RefSeq, a predicted model, not a curated record